Culex quinquefasciatus (southern house mosquito) is the source of this 6069-nucleotide messenger RNA. It is a transcript of the gene Tao, whose product is annotated as serine/threonine-protein kinase Tao. The record is from RefSeq and is a predicted model, not a curated record. Lineage: Eukaryota; Metazoa; Arthropoda; Insecta; Diptera; Culicidae. Bases 827 to 3739 code for a protein of 970 amino acids. Gene Ontology annotation, biological process: protein phosphorylation. The transcript is spliced from 12 exons. Gene Ontology annotation, molecular function: protein kinase activity; ATP binding.
UCGUGUGUCAGUCAAACGCGAAGUGAGAUCCCCGUCAAAUUUUGCAGUCGCGUUGCUGAAAAAUCGAAAACUCGCAGGAAAAUCUCCCGUAAAUCGUCGCGUUUUCCGCCGUGUGGAACCGUUUACUUUCCGCUCCGACCUUCGGGAAGUGUUUGUGCGCGCGCGUCGAUUCCGUCGUCGGUGCGUUCCCGUUGCGGGCGGAACCGAUUCCGGCCACACAAAGAGGCUUCCGCGAGCGCGAGGGGGCAAAAUGUCUGGCGAUUGAUGACCGAGGCAAGGCCCUCUGCUGAUUGGAGGAGUGUGUGUGUGUUUGAUUCGUGUUAAGUGCUGAAGGUUGAAGACAACGACGCCGACGGUUGCAUCAGUCAGUCAGGCAGCCAGUCUGGCGGGAAUGUCCCUGGCUAUGGUCGCUGGCGCUUCGUGGCCGUGUGGUGAAAAUGUGCCAAAAGUGGCCAUCCGUUCGACGUUCUAGCGAGCUUCACAGGCGGCAUACGGCACUGACGGUGACGGCGACGGCGGUGUUCAGGAGAUGCAAACAUAAUAUCAAUUAGCACCACGAACCUGUGACAAUAAUAUGAUAGUGCGGCGUGCGGCGGUUCAACAGCAGAGAGUUGGUUCGUUCGUGGCCGUAUUUGGUGGAAGAAGAAAACGAAAAACAAUGAGUGUUGAAGUCAAUCAAACGGAAGAACAACAAAAGUAUCAAUAGUGCGUGUGCAAUCAAGUUGUAACAAUAACAGGAAAGUAAAACGUAAAAGUGUGUGUGUGAGUGAGACUUCCCACUCCUAAUCCUAACCCCUCCCUCCGUUCCCCAACUACAUCCCGUAGUAUGCCGAUAAUGAGGCCGGGGAGUUUGAAGGACCCCGAGAUAGCGGAACUGUUCAACAAGCAUGACCCGGAGAAGAUAUUCGACGAUCUGCGCGAGAUCGGCCAUGGCUCGUUCGGUGCGGUCUACUACGCCAAGUGCAAUCUCACGCGCGAGAUUGUCGCGAUCAAGAAGAUGUCCUACAUGGGCAAACAGAGCAUGGAAAAGUGGCAGGAUAUCCUGAAGGAGAUCCGCUUCCUGCGGCAGCUCAACCACCCGAACACGAUCGAGUACAAGGGAUGCUACCUGCACGAGAACACCGCCUGGCUGGUGAUGGAGUACUGCGUGGGGUCCGCGUCCGACAUCAUCGAGGUGCACAAGCGGCCGCUCAAGGAGGAGGAAAUUUCCGCCAUCUGUGACGGCGUGCUGCGCGGGCUCAGCUAUCUGCACUCGCUCGGCCGGAUUCAUCGCGACAUCAAGGCGGGCAACAUCCUGCUGACGGAGCAGGGCAUCGUAAAGCUGGCCGAUUUUGGCAGCGCGGCAAUCAAGUGUCCCGCUAACAGCUUCGUCGGCACGCCCUACUGGAUGGCACCGGAGGUGAUCCUGGCGAUGGACGAAGGCCAGUACGACGGAAAGGUGGACGUGUGGUCACUCGGAAUAACCUGCAUUGAGUUGGCCGAGCGGAAGCCGCCCUACUUCAACAUGAACGCCAUGUCCGCCCUGUACCACAUUGCGCAGAACGAGGCUCCGACGCUGCAGGCACCGGAUUGGACCGACCACUUUCGUAGCUUCGUGGACUUUUGUCUGAAAAAGUCGCCGCUCGAUCGGCCCAACUCGACCAAACUGCUGAGCCAUUCGUUCAUGACGAGGAUACGGUCGCCGAACGUGCUGAUCGAUCUGAUUGCUAGGACGAAGGCUGCCGUCAGGGAGCUGGACAAUCUGAACUACAGAAAGAUGAAGAAGAUCCUGAUGGUGGACUCGUGCGAAACGGAGAGUAACGUUGGUGACCCGGAGGACACUCCGGACGAGCAGAUCGGUGGCGAUAGCAGUAAGAGCAACAGCAUAACCUCGGAACACUCGCUGCACUCGGUGGACCAGCACGGUGGAGUGCUGCGGAACGCGUCGAGGCAUCGCGGGAUGGGUGGACCGGGGUUGCCGCCGCUGCACAGCAACAGCAGCAUGAACAACAUCGGCGGCGGAGGUGGCAUGGGAGGUGGAGGUGGUCGUGAUGGCCGCGAUGGACUGAUGCAGGGCGACGGGCUGAAUCGGUUAAGCCUGGGCGUGGGCAGUAGCAGCGGCAUGGGAAGUAUCAGCGCCGGGGGCAGCGGUUCCGGCUCGAUGGGGGCCAGCAUGGGCGGCUACCACAACUCGUCGUCUAGUCCGGUCGUGCCGCAUCAUCAUCCGCAUCACAACCACGUGUCGCAGGCGGCCGCCAGUGCGGUGGCCGAGCAUGGUGCCAACAAUUUUGCUACGAUUAGGACGACCAGUAUUGUGACGAAGCAGCAGAAGGAACACAUGCAGGAGGAAAUGCACGAACAAAUGUCCGGCUACAAGCGAAUGCGCCGAGAGCAUCAGGCAGCCUUAGUGAAGCAGGAGGAGCGGUGUAAGGUUGAGAUGGAACAGCAUAAGGGAGCACUAGACAAGGAAUAUGAUCUUCUACUACACAACUUCACUAGAGAACUAGAUAAAUUAUCUGUCAAACAUCAGCAGGAGAUCGAACGUAGAGUUAAGCAAAACAACGGCGCCGAAAAGAAACUGUACAAGGAGAUAUCGACCCGGCAGGACGGCGACCGGAAGGCGUUCGAGAUGCAUAAAAAGAAGGAAUACAAGGCGAACAAGGAACGCUGGAAGCGCGAGCUGUCGAUGGACGACUCGACGCCGAAGCGGCAACGGGAUGCCACCCUGCAGAGCCAAAAGGACAACCUGAAGCAAGCGGAGGCUCAAGAGGAGCAGCGGAUGCUGCGGGUACAGAAGAACUACAUCGAACUCGAGAUGCGCAAGUUCCGGAGGAAAAAGAUGGUCCUGCUGCACGAUCUCGAGAAUCAGCUGCUGCGGGAUGAAUUGAGCAAAAAGCAACAGCAACUCGAGCAGGCCCACGGGAUGCUCAUCAAGCACCACGAAAAGACUCAGGAUCUAGAAUAUCGACAGCAGAAGAGCGUGCAUGCCCUCCGCGAGGAGCAAAUAUCAAAACAACACGAGAGCGAACUGCGCAACCAGAAGGAGUACAUGGACCGGGCCGAGCGGGAACUGCUGAGGAAGCACGCGCUUGAACUGAAACAGCAACCGAAGAGUUUAAAGCAAAAGGAGCUCCAAAUCCGUAAACAGUUCCGAGAGACGUGUAAAACUCAAACGCGCCAGUACAAGGCACUGAAAGCUCAAAUCCUGCAGACGACGCCUAAGGAGGAACAAAAAGCUGUGAUAAAGAAACUGAAGGAGGAGCAACACCGGAAGUUAACGUUAUUGGGUGAUCAGUACGAGCAAAGUAUUGCUGACAUGCUGCAGAAGCAGAGCCUGCGGCUGGACGAGAGCCAGGAGGUGGAGUGCCACCAGCUGAAGGACCGGCUCCAGUACGAGCUGGACAUCCUGACGGCGUACCAGAGCAAGAACCGCAUGCAGGCGCAGGCCCAGCGCGACCGGGAGCGGAAGGAGCUCGAGGAUCGCGUCAGCGUGCGGCGUGCGCUGCUGGAGAGUAAGAUGGACACUGAGCUGCAGCAGUUCAACCAGGAGCGCGCGGAACGGAUUCGGCUGCUCCGGGAGCGGCACGAGAAGCAGCUGGAGGCGUUCGACGAGGAAUCGGCACGGAUGGGCUUCAGUGCACUGGCGUUGGCCGAAGCGUCCAAGGAGACGUACCCGGACGAGGAGGGCAGCCUGUCGGGCUCGAUGCUGAGCCUGGCGCACAGUAACAGUUCUACCAGCUUCCCGGCCGGCUCGCUCUAGCACAGAUCCCGCUGGACCGGCACCGCCACGUCGUCGAGUCACAACUCUAUGUAGGGCUCCUGGGAGUAAGGUAUGACUGCGGGGAAUGGGACGUCGUGUGCAAAACAACAGAUUGUGGGUCGUCGGUUCCAGUUUCGCGAGAGUGGUUGUGCCUCGAAAUCGGAAGCUUUAUGUUUUUUUUUGUUUGUUUCGUGCUCGUGUUUUUAUUCGUUGUUAUAUCUGCACGCGCGCUCGUUUGCAGAGUUAAGAAAAAUGCCAUCGUUAUCAUUUUUCCUGAAGCUUUUUUCUCCUUACUCUUUACCCAAAUCUGUCCAAACUAUUCUGGAAGUGAGCUCUGCUAGAGAAUCGCAUUCCUUCUAAAUUCUAGUCAAAUUAUCGUUUCUUUCUUUUAACCUGACGAAUGUGCUCGUUGUUCACUGCACGGGAUGAAGUGGGACGUCGCGGAUGUCCUCUCGAGAUGAUAAUACUCAUGUUGAAUUCGAAUGAUUUAUAGUUGCUAGGACCAUCAAACACAAACACAUCUCGUAGUCGUCGUCAUUUGUAAAUAAUCGUGCAUUCGCUUGAGCCACACCAACACGUGCGUGCGUGUUUUCUAAGCUAUGUUAUACUCUUGUGUCAAAGAAAGAAUAAAAAUUUAUAAAAUAAAGAAAAGGUUCAAAGUCGUACGCUAUUUGUGCUAGUUGCUGCAACGCUUUACUCGCUGCGGCCCCUCAGACGUCCCAGUUGCAGUGGAACUCUGCGUUCGUUGUCCCCUUUUCCGCCGUUUCCGGAAUGUGUUUCGAGGCAUCACCACUCUCUGAACUGCGCGGGUGAGCAAUGCAAACGUUGGGCGUGUAAAAAGGGGAAAAAAAAACGUAAGAGAGAAAGAGUAGAAGUGAAAACAUGUUUCUUUACAUUAUAAGUAAUACUACUUACCUUAUAAAAUAUUAUACACACAAACACCCAAACACACACACACACACACACCCAUAUGAGCAAACACACCGUAGGACCUAGCUGUCGGAAGAAUAAAUCUUUGUUUUUAGUUUUCUAAUUUAAUCUAGUGUCUAUAGAUGAGAGAAGCAACAAUAAAAAAAACAUGAAAACGAACAAAAAAAAAAGGCUUGUCGCGCGCUCGGUGUUAAAAAGCGUGCGCGCGCGUGCGUUUUGAUCAAAUCAGUAGCGUGUGGUAAUUUAUAUUUAUAACCGACAUAGUUUACCAUUUCCGCUCUACAGUUCCCUCGUGUUGUGUACAUUUUUCUUAGUUUAAUUUUGUAAUUAUUAAAUUUACAUUAAAACACACACAUAUACUGCGCGCGAUUCGUUUAUAGUUUCACCACUAAGAGAGAAAAAGAGAAAAGAGAGAGAGAGAGUGCAGUCGCAUUAGAGAAAGAAAUCGUUAUGUUGUGGUAUGUAAAAACCAACUGAAAUUAGUUAUUUAAUGUUUUAGUUAUAAAACAAUUUAAGUAAACUCCACAGAAAGAUUAAAAAGAAGAAAAAAAAAAUCAAUAACGUAUUGUAAUUCUCUCACAAUUGCUAAGAUUACAGCUAGAUAAACUAAUUUAAUAAAGCCGAAAAGUAUAUUAAAAACAAAACAAUUACACACAACACUCUUAUAAACGAAAAGAAAAAGAAGAAAAAAAUAAUGCUGCUAGAGCUUUUUUACCUUAUUGACAGUACAUAUUACUACACACUGAACUAAAACCAACAAAAAUUAAAGAAAACAAGAGUAAACAAGCAAGUGAGCCAGAAAAAAAAGUUAAACCAAGCAUGCAACGAGAGACAGAGAGCGAGCGAGAGGGAGCGAUAAUCUGUGUGUGUGCGAGAGAAUGUGACAUUUUUUUAAACUGCAAAGCAAAAAAAAAAAAAAAAUAGAAUCGAUUUGUUUCGUUAUGAAACAGCGCAACAACCAUGAUUAACAGCAAAAAAACACUCACGCUUUGCAAACGUGUAACAAAUUUUUCACACUAUGAAAAAAAAACGAGGAAAAGAGAGAGAGCAACAAAUCGGUAAUUUAAUCAAGAACAAGCGACGAAGAAACAAUUUAAGCAAAACACACACUCAAUAAGCGCGCCGCAGCAAGCCAAUACCAAUUAAUACAGAAACUACAACAAAGCAAGACUAAUAAAUGUUUAGGGGGGGGAGCGAAGUUUGCUAAUAACAAUUGGGGAGUGUGGGCGCGUGCGUGUGUCCAGCAAGGAACGUGAGAGGAGGGAAACACUAGAGAGCAGGACAGGAUGGAUUGCUAAUUAUAAACAAAACAAAGGAAGAUAAAACCGUUUCUGAUGAUUGAUGAUUAGAAAGAAGAUAAUAAACACACUAAACCAAUUCAAGUAAUCUAGAAAUGAUAA